AUGUCAAGGCCAACCCGCAUUGGCAAUGUCGUCACCAGGCUGCUGUCCGCGCUAUCGCCAGCUAAGCAAGUGAAAGCGGGUCGAUCGGCCACAAAACAAUGGGUCUGCCAGAGGGACGAGGCCCAUCGUGAACGCCCCAGUCGCCCAGUACCCACGACGGAGCUGCGCGCCCGUUGGAAGGGCAGCAUGGUCAGUUUCGCCAUCUUUGUCGACUCGCAGCAGCAUCCAGCUGCGAUUCCCCGUAUUCAGCAAGAGAUGGCUGCCCAGACCAGGAUUUCCCUCAAGAUGCCGGAUAAUCUUCCUACGAGACUGGCUGGUCACAAAUCCCGUCACACGAUGAUCUGUCCAUAG
Messenger RNA from Pestalotiopsis fici W106-1, 351 nucleotides. RefSeq lists its product as uncharacterized. NCBI's taxonomy places the organism in Eukaryota, Fungi, Ascomycota, Sordariomycetes, Amphisphaeriales, Sporocadaceae. The record is from RefSeq and is a predicted model, not a curated record. The transcript has a single exon. The coding region runs from base 1 to 351 and encodes 116 amino acids.